GUGUCUGUAGAUGAUCUGUCUGUGUGUGUCUGUAGGUUGUCUGGCUGUAUGGUGUCAGAGGAAGGCUGUGGUUAUUUGUCUUCAGCUCUGAGUUCAAACCCCUCACACCUGAGAGAGCUGGAUCUGAGCUACAAUCACCCAAGACAAUCAGUCAUGAUGACAGCAGAACUGCGAAAGUAUGCCUGUGAUCUCACACUGGAUCCAAACACAGCAAACACUGAACUCAAGCUGUCUGAUGAGAACAAGAAGAUCACAGGUGUGGAAUAUCAUCAGCCAUAUCCUGAUCAUCCAGAGAGAUUUGAUGAGUGUGAACAGGUUCUGAGUGUUGAGAGUCUGACUGGACGCUGUUACUGGGAGGCUGAAUGGAGCGGACAUAAUGCAGAUAUAUCAGUGUCAUAUAAAGGAAUCAGCAGGAAAGGAGGAAGUGACUGUGUGUUUGGAUUCAAUGACAAAUCCUGGAGUCUGAACUGCUAUAAUAGCAGAUUGACUGUCUGUCACAAUAAUAACAGCACUGAUAUACCUGCUGACCGUUCAUCCUCUAAGAGAGUAGGAGUGUAUGUGGACGUGUCGGCCGGCUCUCUGUCCUUCUACAGCGUCUCUGAAACGCACACACUCACACACUUACACACAUUCAACACCACAUUCACUGAACCCCUCUGUGCUGGAUUCAGGGUUUAUUAUCCUGGUUCCUCAGUGUCUCUGUGUGAUAUUAAACAGCCUGUGGUGAGAAUCAUCAGUGAUCCACACACAACUGGAGGUGGAAAGUCCAGGGGCCAAAGAGUAAAAGUCCUGCUAUAUUUUUGUUCCACCCAUGAACUCAGCAGCUGAUUUCACCAGAGGAGGAACCAAGUCAUUCCUUUCAAGUAACAAGCAAGUCUCAAGUCAAAUCCCAUGUCCUCAAAGAGUUAAAGUUAAUGAUAUAAUUAAGUUACUAAUUAAUUUAUGAUUGAGCAUUAGUAAUGAACACAUCACUGAAGAAAAGAGAAACACAAGAACUACAAGUGACUUCAGCCACAGCCUUGGAUGAGCCACCAUUGCCACCAUAAUUGUGGUCAGUGUUUGCUUUAGUUGGGCUCUUGAGCCUUUCCAUAACUUAAACAAUUUUGCUUCUAAGCAAUUGUAAUAUUGUUUCACAGUAAAUGUUUGUGCAAUAUUGUGUCAAAAUCUGAAGUAGCAAAUUAGCUUAUGUUUUUGAUGAACGAGUGUUAUUGGUUUAAAUCUCUUUGGUUUAUUAAUUCUCUGGGGUCUGAGACAAUUUUAGGGCCCUUGAGAUGUUUUGACAUGCCCUGAUAUUUGUGCUUAUUUCAGUUACUUAAAACAUAGUAUUGACCAACAUGUAAUUUUUUUUUUGUAUUCAGCACAAACUGUGCUACAAUAAUAUGUGUCCAAGAUGGAUGUACAUGUUUGCAUUUUUUAGAAAAAGGUUAGUAAGUUUUGGGGGAAAAAAAAUUAACUGAAAUAAGGCCAUAAAACCCACACUAAAUAGUUCUGAAUAAGACUUUUGAGUAAUCAGUCUUGUAGGCUAGAAUAUUUACUUCAAAAUUAUGUGAAAAUCAUUCUGAAUGAAUAAAUGAAUGAAGCAUU
Molecule: messenger RNA, 1584 nt
Organism: Onychostoma macrolepis
Lineage: Eukaryota; Metazoa; Chordata; Actinopteri; Cypriniformes; Cyprinidae
Product: stonustoxin subunit beta-like
Exons: 3
Coding region: 49-828 (259 amino acids)
Molecular function (GO): protein binding
Source: RefSeq, a predicted model, not a curated record